UUGAUUCUCCAUUCAAUUCAUACACACUCCUCCAAUCUGGUCUCAGAGCUCCUCUGUGCUCUGAUCUCUCUCCUUUCCUUUCUGCAAUUAUGGCUACAGAAUUGGAGAAGCCUAGAAUCACAGAGGUACAGGUGAGGAUGGAUUGUAAUGGGUGUGUACAGAAAAUCAAGAAGGCCUUACAUGGAAUAAAUGGGAUCUAUGAAGUGUACAUUGAUUUUCCUGAUCAAAAGAUUACAAUAGUUGGAAGGGCAGAUCCUGAGAAGAUAGUAAAGGCCAUUAAGAAGAGUAGAAAGAGUGCUGUGAUUUGUUGUCAUACUGAACAACAACCCAACCACCUGAUGAGGAGACAGCCAAAGCCAAAGAUCCUCCUCCGGUGGCCCCUGAAAACCAACCAACAGCAGAUGAGGAGAAACACUCACCUGAAAUGCAAACAGCAGACCAAACCUCAAAGCCAAAGGAGGAUAAUAAUAAUGUUGAAGAGGUAGUUCAUCAUCAUGUCAUAUACCACUAUCCUCCACAUUAUUAUGGCUAUACACAACAACAAUGGAAUAAUUCUCAACCUAGAGCUGAGCCACCACCACUACCCCCCAUAUAUGUGAGUCACAGUUACAACAACAGCUAUAAGCCAUCACCCUAGCUAUGUCACAAGAUAUGAUCACUCAUCACCUCCAACAUACACACAUUAUGAUUAUGGUAGGCCUGAUGAGCAUUAUUAUACGAGGAUGAGGAUGGCCGCAGAGGACUACUACCAUUACACAGAUGACUAUCACAAUGGAAAUAUUGAUGACUCAGUUUUCAGUGAAGAAGAAACUCCAAAUUCAUGCACAAUAGUCUAAGACCCACAUGCCCAUCCAUCGCGCUUUAAUUUAAUUUGCCUCUCAAUCAAAUAUACUGAUGAAUUAUAUUAAUUAAGCAUGCAUCAUCAAAUUAAAGGG
Messenger RNA from Ipomoea triloba (trilobed morning glory), 935 nucleotides. RefSeq names its product heavy metal-associated isoprenylated plant protein 36-like. Bases 90 to 485 code for a protein of 131 amino acids. The transcript is spliced from 3 exons. Gene Ontology annotation, molecular function: metal ion binding. Lineage: Eukaryota; Viridiplantae; Streptophyta; Magnoliopsida; Solanales; Convolvulaceae. The record is from RefSeq and is a predicted model, not a curated record.